GCCUCCGCCAGGACUGCGCCUCCAGCUCCGCGUCCGUGUCGCGCCGCAGCUCCAGCGCCUCCCUGCACUCCCUGCGGAGGGGCACCUACAGCGACCAGGAGUUCGACGCCUACAGCCUGGAGGACGAGGACGAUUACGACUGUUCCCUGUCGUACCGCAGCGCUCACAGAUACUCCCCGUCCCCGCUCAGCUCGCCCCGGUGCCAGUCCCCUUCUUCCAGCGCCGACUACGGCAGGUCGGCGGCGUCCCGGAUCCGGCCCCCGCGGAGAUCCGUGCAAAGCCCCAUGCCCGACCGGCUCAAGUACGCCAGCAGCGAAGAGGAGAUGCGGCACAGCAUGCCCAACCUGGCCAGGACAAGCCUUCGAGCUCUGGAGUCCGUGAGGAGCAGUCGGAGCCUGGAGUCGGAUCUGCAGGUGCCAAACAGUCGAAUUCCAAGAACUCAGCAACGGUCAGCAGGUCUGGCUCCCAGUAAGCUCAGGUAUUCCCCCAGUGCCGGGCAGUCUCCUUUACCGGCGCGACAGCCCGUGAAAGCCGCGUCCUGCACAAACUCUCUGCUAACGCCCAGGCAGCCGGUGAAAGCCACCAGUUACACAAGUGCUGCUGGUGGAGUUCGGAAACCACAGGCGUCCUCGCUCAGCACGGGCUCUUCCAGUAGCAGUUGCACCACCAGAACCAGUAACUUGGUCUCUGUGGCAAAGAAUUCCCCCGUUAAAGCACGCGCGUCCCUCGGAGCAAUCGCGGUGCCCAAGGGCAAGCCGACGCCGCCGUCCAGGAGAUUCCUUCAGUCAGCACAGACUGCUCAGGCCACCGAGGACGAUUCGUGGAAGGAUGGGUGCUACUGA
Molecule: messenger RNA, 842 nt
Organism: Tauraco erythrolophus (red-crested turaco)
Lineage: Eukaryota; Metazoa; Chordata; Aves; Musophagiformes; Musophagidae
Source: RefSeq, a predicted model, not a curated record